Acanthosepion pharaonis is the source of this 1335-nucleotide messenger RNA. The record is from the annotation of a GenBank genome assembly. NCBI's taxonomy places the organism in Eukaryota, Metazoa, Mollusca, Cephalopoda, Sepiida, Sepiidae.
AUGUUUUCUUUUCAUUAUCCCUCAGUCCUUCACUGUUCUUCUUCUUCUUCUUCUUCUUCUUCUUCUUCUUAUUAUUAUUAUUAUUAUUAUUAUUAUUGCCUUCAUUCCUUCAAACAUUUUGUUAUAUUUUAUUUUUAUUUCUUUUGUUGUUGUUGCUCUUCUUCUUCUUCUUCUUCUUCUUUUUCUUCUUCUUCUUCUUCUUCUUUUCUUCUUCUUCUUCUUAUUAUUAUUAUUGCCUUCAUUCCUUCAAACAUUUUGUUAUAUUUUAUUUUUAUUGCUUUUUGUUGUUGUUGCUCUUCUUCUUCUUCUUCUUCUUUUCUUCUUCUUCUUCUUCUUCUUCUUUUCUUCUUCUUCUUCUUCUUAUUAUUAUUAUUGCCUUCAUUCCUUCAAACAUUUUGUUAUAUUUUAUUUUUAUUUCUUUUGUUGUUGUUGCUCUUCUUCUUCUUCUUUUUCUUCUUCUUCUUCUUCUUCUUUUCUUCUUCUUCUUCAUCUUAUUAUUAUUAUUGCCUUCAUUCCUUCAAACAUUUUGUUAUAUUUUAUUUUUAUUGCUUUUGUUGUUGUUGCUCUUCUUCUUCUUCUUCUUCUUUUUCUUCUUCUUUUUCUUAUUAUUAUUGCCUUCAUUCCUUCAAACAUUUUGUUAUAUUUUAUUUUUAUUUCUUUUGUUCUUGUUGUUAUUGUUGUUGCUCUUCUUCUUCUUCUUCUUCUUCUUCUUCUUAUUAUUAUUAUUAUUAUUAUUAUUAUUAUUAUUAUUAUUGCCUUAACUUCUUUCCAAAUUGUUCUUGUUCUCCUCCUUCCCUUGAACGAGCCAUAUUCUUUAGUCCAGUACUUCUUCUUUUCUUCUUCUUCGUUUUCUUCUUUUUCUUCUUCUUCUUCUUCUUUCCAUUUUUCUUCUUCUUUCCAUUCUUCCUCUUCUUCUUCUUUCCAUUUUCUACUUCUUUUUCUUCUUCUUCUUCUUCUUCUUCUUCUUUUUCUUCUACUUUCCAUUCUUCUACUUUCCAUUCUUCUUCUUUCCAUUCUUCUUCUUAUUAUUAUUCUUCUUCUUUCCAUUCUUCUUCUUCUUCUUUCCAUUUUUUUCUUCUUCUUCUUCUUUCUAAUCUUUUUCCUCUUUUUCUUCAUCCCAACCUUCAUCUUCUCCUUCUUCUAUCUCUUACAAAUAUUUUUCUUUCGAACCUUCUUCCUCUUCUUCUUCUUCUUUCUAAUUUUCUCCUCUUCUUUUUCUUCAUCCCAAUCGUCAUUUUGAACUUCUAUCUUCCUCUUACCAACGUUCUUUUUUCGAAUCCUCUUUUUCUUCUUUCCAUUCUUGUUCUUAUUCUUCCUCUUCUUCUUCUUCCUUGA